AUGAAUGCACAACGCACGACAAUGGCGGGGUGGACAGAUUCACGGGCAGACACGUUGUCGACUGCAGACGAGUCGCAACCACUGGAAAUCACAGUGGAAGAACAUUUGCAAAGUCAACGCAGUGCUCGACUAUCGGUAGAACAACAAACGCCGCAGCCGCAGCCGGAACCAACACAACAGAAGAAAAAUGUUCAGUUUGUUGCUGCAGCAGGGAAAAGUCGGCCAAGAAACAGCAAGAAGAAUGGACGAUGUAUAAUGAUUGUAUUGGCUGUGAUGGUGGUUAUUUGUGGGGCACUUGCCGUUGGGUUUCAUUUCUACAACCAAUCAGUAUUGAACGACGAGCAAGAAACUUCAGCGUCGGCAAUUUCAACCAACGACAAUGCCGAGACAACAGCAGAAAAUGAUACUCGUACGGAUGCUGAUGCUCCUUCCAUGGUAUCAGUAUCAGUGGGACCACAGGCUCCGACUGCUUCCCCCACGAUUGCAACGACUGCAGCUACACCUACAAUCACACCAACUGCAUCCCCAUCAACAACUACUACUUCUGCAACGGAUACACCAACUGCAUCUCCGACAUUGACAACAAUAGUGGUGGAUGCUCCGUUGUCAACGAAUACGCCAUCAGCUGCUCCGACUCAAGCGGCAUCACUUCCAAACUUUGAUUCCACAGUCGACACUCCAUUGAACUCUUCCACCAUGCCAGCAGUAACGACAACCCCCUCGUUGAGGCCGUCGCUCCGACCGAAUGGAUCUAGUAUAACUGUUCCCAGUAUUGCUCCGUCGUCGGUUCCAACCGCUGUGGCCACUAAUAUUGCAACCAACCGACUGGCAACCUUGAAUCCCACAGUAUCUCCCACCACCUUGUCUAGUACCAACGGCGAGAGACUUGUGGCUUCACCCACUGAUGCACCUACACUGCAGUCGAGUGAGUUACCAACCUCCCUUCCCACUGCUUCGCUCAACCCAACCGACGAACCUACAGUGGAAGCGAGUCUCAGACCUACAGGCACACCGUCUCUUCGUGCCUCUUCUACACCUACCAAUAUCCCAACGGUAGCAUCCACGACCUCAUCACCCUCUGAUAGACCAACGCGAGAAGAUUCUUCGGUACCUACCACAUCACCCACUGAUAGGCCCACGCGAGAAGAUUCUUCGGCACCUACCACAUCACCCUCAACGUCGUCACCAACGGAUACGCCAACGACAUUGCCACCCACAGAUUCUCCUACAAGUCAGCCCACUCCAGCAAUCACUGCAUCUCCUACAUCCAACGAGUUCGCCAGAGUGGUGAUUGAGCCGGAUCGACGAUUGAAUCAAGGAGAAUACGUCUUUUCGCCCAAUGGACGCUAUCGGGUUGGAUUGACCGAUAUUGGAGACUUUCAAUUGGUCGAUACUAGCACUGAUAAACUCAUUUGGAACGCCAACAUUACCGGAGGGUACCGCUGCUUUAUGCAAGGAGAUGGAAACUGCAUCAUUCGAGACCAAAACGGAAAAGGUCUGUGGUCCACCAAGACCUCCAAAAAUUAUGAUUCGCAACUGGUGAUUGACAAUGGUGGCAUGCUGGGAAUCUUGUACAAUUCAAGCUACCUGUGGAUUCAUGGAGUUCCACGUGAAACUUUUGAUGAUUCUACCAUUGGAGUGCCGUCGUCAAAUGACAUUCAAUUCCCCAUUCGUGGAGCCUUUUAUUAUCCUUGGUAUCCGGAGACUUGGACAGCAGGUGGGGAAAUGGCCAUUUUUGAACCCUCGGAACCGUUGGGAUACUACAACUCGGCGGAUCCUGCAGUGGUCGAAGCACACCUUGAUGACUUUGAAUAUGGAAAUAUCGAAUUGGGCAUUCUAUCAUGGUGGGGACAGUCCAAAAACAAUGACCGGGCAAGAAUAUCACUUAUUCAAAAUAUGACCCAAGCACGUGGAUCCAACCUCAAGUGGUCGGUCUACUAUGAGGAAAUGCACAAGAUCAAGACUCUCGAACAAGUUUCCAGUGAUCUAGCUUAUCUGAAGAAAUGGUACACCUGGCAUGAUACCUGGGCCAAGGUUGAUGGCAAACCAGUUAUCUUUGUCUACCACAAUAGAGGUUGCCACAAUUCAGAACGCUGGAUGGAAGCUGCCAAUGGAGAAUGGCAUGUGGUGCUCAAACUCUUUGGUGGAUAUAAAGACUGCCCAACCCAACCCAGUUCUUGGCAUAACUACGGUCCCGCCAAGGAGGUUCUUGCCUAUGACGAUGUUUCCUUCAGCAUUAGUCCCGGCUUUUGGCACGCAGCCGAGGCGGAACCAAGAUUGGCCCGUGUCAAUCAAACUAGGUGGUGUACCAUGGUCCAAGACAUGGUCGACAGUCAGGCUCCAUGGCAACUCAUCACAACCUUUAACGAAGCUGGAGAAGGUACAAUGAUUGAGCCCUCGGACUCAUGGGCCAGUAAUAGUGGCUAUGGCUACUAUUUGGAUUGCUUGCAUGACAUCUACUAG
This is a messenger RNA of Cylindrotheca closterium, 2463 nucleotides long. NCBI's taxonomy places the organism in Eukaryota, Bacillariophyta, Bacillariophyceae, Bacillariales, Bacillariaceae. The record is from the annotation of a GenBank genome assembly.